Molecule: messenger RNA, 1794 nt
Organism: Annulohypoxylon maeteangense
Lineage: Eukaryota; Fungi; Ascomycota; Sordariomycetes; Xylariales; Hypoxylaceae
Product: DEAD-domain-containing protein
Exons: 4
Coding region: 160-1365 (401 amino acids)
Cellular component (GO): catalytic step 2 spliceosome; nucleolus
Molecular function (GO): ATP binding; mRNA binding; RNA helicase activity
Source: RefSeq, a predicted model, not a curated record
UUCGAAUUGAUCAAUUCAACUUCAACCGAACAUCAACGUCUUCUGCAUAUCAUUUCAAGACCGCAAAUCAUUUACUAGGCGCUCAUUGCAACAUAGUGCGAUCUUAAUAUUAACCUCAAAUCAUCACCUCCUCAUUUGCGCAAUCAAUACUCGUUCAUCAUGGCUGAAGGUGGUGGUAUCGAUCGUCGCGCUGACGAGAAGAUGGAGUUUUCUACCUCCAAAGAGGUUACGGUGCACCCAACCUUUGAGUCGAUGUCUUUGAAGGAAAACCUUCUUCGCGGCAUCUACGCGUACGGUUACGAGUCGCCCUCCGCCGUCCAGUCUCGAGCCAUCGUCCAAAUUUGCAAGGGACGAGACACGAUCGCUCAAGCACAAUCCGGAACAGGAAAAACCGCCACAUUUUCCAUUUCCAUGCUCCAGGUCAUCGAUACUGCUAUUCGCGAGACCCAGGCCCUCGUUCUCUCUCCCACACGCGAACUUGCAACCCAAAUUCAAUCCGUCGUCAUGGCUCUCGGCGACUACAUGAACGUCCAAUGCCACGCUUGUAUCGGUGGAACCAACGUCGGAGAGGAUAUCCGAAAGCUCGACUACGGCCAGCAUAUCGUUUCUGGUACCCCAGGUCGCGUAGCUGAUAUGAUUCGUCGCCGUCACUUGCGCACUCGUCAAAUCAAGAUGCUCGUUCUUGAUGAAGCUGAUGAGCUGCUUAACCAGGGUUUCAGAGAGCAGAUUUACGACGUGUACCGAUAUCUCCCUCCUGCCACUCAAGUCGUGGUUGUCUCGGCCACCUUGCCUUACGAUGUCCUGGACAUGACGACUAAGUUCAUGACCGACCCCGUCCGAAUCCUUGUCAAGCGUGACGAGUUGACGCUAGAAGGUCUGAAGCAGUACUUCAUCGCUGUCGAGAAAGAGGACUGGAAGUUCGACACCCUCUGCGAUCUCUACGACACACUCACAAUUACUCAGGCUGUCAUCUUCUGUAACACCCGACGAAAGGUCGAUUGGCUGACCGACAAGAUGCGUGAGGCGAACUUUACCGUCAGCAGCAUGCACGGAGACAUGCCUCAGAAGGAACGAGACAGUAUCAUGCAGGACUUCAGACAGGGUAACAGCAGAGUAUUAAUCUCUACGGACGUCUGGGCUCGUGGUAUCGACGUACAACAAGUCAGCUUAGUUAUCAACUACGAUCUGCCAAGCAACCGAGAGAACUACAUCCACCGCAUUGGCCGAAGUGGUCGUUUUGGUCGCAAGGGUGUCGCGAUCAACUUCGUUACUAGCGAAGAUGUUCGAAUUCUCAGAGAUAUCGAGUUAUACUACUCGACUCAGAUCGAUGAGAUGCCGAUGAACGUGGCCGACCUCAUCACCUAAGGAAUUUAGGGAAUGGUGAUGAUGACGAUGCCGAUAGCUGAUGCAAGCAUGUGGCAGAUUAAUUAAACGAGGCUAUGAAGGGAUGAAUUCUGGUCAUGGGAGGAAAAGGGCAUGUCGCCUAGUACACUAUAUCUCAGAUUGAUCAUGCUAUUGACAAAGAAUCCGAUGCAUUUUCGAGAUCUGGCUUAUCGACUACGAGAAUUCAGUGGCCCACCCAAGAACAGUGGUGUAGGUGUAAAAUUGAAACCGUUUGACUUGCUUUUAGACAUGGUGAUUAAAUGGAGUUCCUAUCAAACUCUUCGAGGAGAUAUUGACACUCUAGGACUCGAUACGUGUUACUAAGUUGUUUACGUUACCUAGUAGUAUUCCGUGGUCAUAACAUAGGUGCCUACCUAGUAUUAGUAAGGCUCGGAUGAUAUUGUGGCUUGU